Aspergillus pseudotamarii is the source of this 1296-nucleotide messenger RNA. Its product is annotated as O-methyltransferase-domain-containing protein. The record is from RefSeq and is a predicted model, not a curated record. Gene Ontology annotation, molecular function: O-methyltransferase activity. The coding region runs from base 1 to 1296 and encodes 431 amino acids. The transcript is spliced from 5 exons. NCBI's taxonomy places the organism in Eukaryota, Fungi, Ascomycota, Eurotiomycetes, Eurotiales, Aspergillaceae.
AUGGCACAGCCGAACAAAGCCGCUCUCGUGGGUCUUGCAAACACACUUUCAGAACAGGUAAAGCGUUAUCUGGGCACUGCAGAUGGAGCGAAGCUCUCGGAAGUCGAUACACACUGCAUGGACGGUGUGAGAAGUCCCUCCUCCACGGAACACGCGCAGGCUUGGGAGAUCGUGCGCACCUGCGACCGCAUCAGCUCCUUGAUUCAUGGCCCUGUUCCUUGGCUCCUAAGCAACGCGUUGUCCCAUCUCGAUAGCGCCUGUUUAGCUGCUGCCACCCAGCUCAACCUACAGGAUAUCAUUGUGGAUGGACCGAGUCCCACAUCACUCAAAACGAUCGUCGCCGCAACCGGAGUCUCCGAGGACUUACUACGACGGAUUCUUCGAGGCUGUGCCCAGCGCCUCAUCUUCGAGGAGGUUGCGGCUGACCAAUACGCGCACACUGAUGCCUCAAAGAUGUUGUGUGUGACGGGCAUUCAUGCCUUAGUAGGCUUCUCAUGUCCUCACCAGCGAGACCGAGUUAGUUGUGAUGAAGUGAUGCACUCGGGCGCCUGCUUUUCGGACUUUUUACAGCAGACUAAAGGCAACCCUCCGAGCUGGAAUGUGCCUUCACCUUUCUCUUUAGCAUUCGAUCCUGCCAAAGGGUUAUUUGACUAUUACAGCAUGGUGGAUGAGUCUCGUGGCCGCCGCUUUGACCUAGGUAUGGGUGGUACCGAAGCCACGAAGCCGCUCGUAGAGGAGAUGUUUGAUUUCAGCAGUCUACCUGAAGGUAGCACCGUGGUCGAUAUUGGCGGCGGUCGGGGUCAUCUCAGCCGGCGAGUUUCACAAAAGUAUCCUCACUUGAGGUUUAUCGUACAGGACCUGCCUGCCGUCAUUCACGGAGUCGACGACACCGAUAAAGUCACCAUGAUGGAGCAUGACAUUCGACACCCGAACCCAGUGCGUGGCGCCGACGUCUACUUUCUUCGAUCUAUUCUCCAUGACUAUCCCGAUGCUGCAUGCGUGGAAAUUCUCUCCAACAUCGUCAGUGCUAUGGACCCAACCAAGUCGCGCAUCCUGCUGGACGAAAUGGUUGUGCCCGAUAUUCUGGCGCAGGAUUCGCAGCGAUUCAUGAAUCAGAUUGACAUGACCGUUGUUCUGACAUUGAACGGUAAGGAGAGGUCUACCAAGGAGUGGGAUUCGCUCAUUACGGCGGUAGAUGGUGGGCUGGAGAUUGAGAAAACUUGGUGGCGCAAAGGCGAGGAAGGGUCGCACUGGGGCGUCCAACAAUUGCGUUUGCGCGGCAACUCGGCCAAGUAG